This is a messenger RNA of Hypomesus transpacificus, 2820 nucleotides long. RefSeq names its product WD repeat domain 24 (gene wdr24). Bases 389 to 2749 code for a protein of 786 amino acids. Lineage: Eukaryota; Metazoa; Chordata; Actinopteri; Osmeriformes; Osmeridae. The transcript is spliced from 13 exons. Gene Ontology annotation, biological process: positive regulation of TOR signaling. Gene Ontology annotation, molecular function: protein binding. The record is from RefSeq and is a predicted model, not a curated record.
GGUGGUCACAAUACUAUUUCCGGUUCCAGAGAACAACACUUGUUUCAAAAGUGUGUUUCAGCACACCAGUGACACAUUCCUUGCCAUGGUCCAGCCUUAAUCCUGUCCCCUUGGGACAGUCACACUGGACUCCAGCUCUGGGAGAAUUAAGCCAUCCGACAUGCCCCUCCAGCCCAAGGAAGCGCACAUUCUACACAUCCAUUCGUUAAAGGACUACGGGACUAAAGGUGAACUCUGACAGGACUGCAUGAGAAGGCCCGUGUGUGAUUCUACAGGCUGAGGCCAGCUGCUGCUGUCUGGAAACUAGAGAGAAUCACUACGAUAUUAUUUUUGAACCGGGGCAGAAGUUGAGUGGAACAUUUCCUUCUUCCUGGACCACCACCAUGUCAUGGAGAAGAUGUCUCGGGUCACCACGGCGCUAGGCAACAGCUCCAUCAGCGGCCGCACCAUGUUCUGCCACCUGGACGCGCCCGCCAACGCCAUCAGCGUGUGCCGCGACGCCACGCAGGUCGUGGUGGCCGGCAGGAACAUCUUCAAGAUCUACGGCUUGGAGGAGGACCAGUUCGUGGAGAAGCUGAACCUACGCGUGGGCCGUAAGCCCUCCCUCAACUUCAGCUGUGCCGACGUCAUGUGGCACCAGCUGGAGGAGAACCUGCUGGCUACAGCUGCCACCAACGGGGCGGUGGUCACCUGGAACCUGGGCAAGCCCUCUCGGAACAAGCAGGACCAGCUGUUCACCGAGCACAAGCGCACCGUCAACAAGGUGUGCUUCCACCCCACCGAGGUGUACAUGCUGCUCAGCGGCUCGCAGGACGGGUACAUGAAGUGCUUCGACCUGCGCAAGAAGGAGUCGGUCAGCACCUUCUCAGGUCAGUCAGAGAGUGUGAGAGAUGUCCAGUUCAGCAUGAAGGACUACUUUACUUUUGCUGCUUCCUUCGAGAACGGGAACGUUCAGCUGUGGGACAUCCGGCGCCCCGACCGGUACGAGAGAAUGUUCACCGCCCACACCGGCCCCGUGUUCUGCUGCGACUGGCACCCCGAUGACAGGGGUUGGCUGGCCACAGGCGGCAGAGACAAGAUGGUGAAGGUGUGGGACAUGACCACGAACCGGGCCAAGGAGAUCUACUGUGUCCAGACCAUCGCCUCCGUGGCCAGGGUCAAGUGGCGCCCAGAGAGGAAGUGGCACCUGGCCACCUGUUCCAUGAUGGUGGACCACAACAUCUACGUGUGGGACGUCCGCCGCCCCUUCAUUCCCUUCGCCACCUUCGAGGAGCACAAGGACGUGACCACGGGCAUCGCGUGGCGCCAUCAGCACGACCCCGACUUCCUGCUGUCGGGCUCCAAGGACAGCACGCUGUACCAGCACAUGUUCAAGGACGCCAGCCGGCCCGUGGACAAGGCCAAUCCGGAGGGGCUGUGCUUCGGCCUGUUUGGCGACCUGGCCUUUGCCGCCAAGGAGAGCCUCAUCAGCGGAGACCCCAACAGGAAGCCGUACCCGGGAGGAGACCGCCGCUACCCCAUCUUCUUCUUCAAGAAGCCCGACCUGACGGAGCAGUUUGCUCACGUGUCCAGCGUCCUCAGCGUGUUUGAGACCGACCUGGAGAGCAGCCGCAUGGACUGGUUCGUCAAGACCGCUCGUCUCUACCUCCUCAGCGGGAAGCCUUUCGCAGAGCUCUGCGACCACAACGCCACGGUGGCCAAAGAACUCAACAGACCUCAGGUUUCAACCACAUGGACCCUGCUCCGAAUCAUGUUCUCCGACCCGGCCAACAUCUCCACGCCCGUUCCAAACCACAACAUGGGCAAGCUGGCCGCCUUGCCUCUGAUGAACAGCUUCAGUAUGAAGGAGAUGGGCACGGAGAACCGGCUGGACCGCAACAAGGGAGAGAACCGCCAGGAGAACCCUCACCUGGAGCCGGGGAACUCUCACAUCAGCAACAACAACGAUGAGAACGAGGAGACGGAGGGGAGCGAGGGCCAGGCGGAGUACAUGUUCGGGGAUGCAGAGCUGGAAGAUGAUGACCUGUACUCCAUAGAGCAGGACAACCAGGCUGCCGAGGAGCUGGAGUUCACGCUCCCCCAGGAGGCGUUCCCGCUGCGCCACGAGAUCAUGGACAACCCGUCCGCCCCGGAGCCCCUGCAGCAGGACAAGGCCGACUCGCCACACGUCAGCGGUAACGAGGCUGAGGUGGCCUGCCUGACGCCCAUCGAGUCGCUGUCCCUCAUCUCCAUCUCCCAGCCGCUCUUCAGCCCCCACCUCCCCGCCCGCUUCUUCUGCCCCGUGGUGAAGGAGAUGCUGGGCCACUACGCCGAGCAGGGGGAUGUGCAGAUGGCCGUGUCGGUGCUCAUCGUCCUGGGAGACCGCAUCCGCAAGGAGAUCGACGACCUCACCCAGGAACACUGGUACAUGUCCUACAUCGACUUGCUUCAACGCUUCGAGCUGUGGAACGUCUCCAACGAGGUGAUCAAACUGAGCACAUGCAGUGCCAUCACCUGUCUGAACCAGACUUCUACCACCCUGCACGUCAACUGCAGUAACUGCAAACGGCCAAUGAGCAACAAGGGCUGGAUCUGCGACAGGUGCCACCAGUGUGCCAGCGUGUGUGCCGUGUGCCACCACGUGGUGAAGGGGCUGUUUGUGUGGUGCCAGGGCUGCAGCCACGGAGGACACCUGGAACACAUGAUGAACUGGCUGAAGAGCAGCUCUCACUGUCCUGCUGGCUGUGGUCACCUGUGUGAGUACACCUGACCUCCUCCUCCCCCCAGCCCAGCUCCCACCAGCCCACCUCCACCCAGCGCACCUCCACCCAGCACACCUCC